AUUCCGUAUCUACAGUAAAAGCAAAAGCACGUAGUACAGUCAUUCAAUAGAUAUUUUCCACGCGCAGUUUUUUUUUUCUUCUGUGUGUGUGUGUGUGUGUGUGUGUGUGUGUGAAAUCCACAUUUCAUAAACGCGACGGAUUGCAGAGAUGAAUACCGAAGCAGAUCUCUUUUAUCUUCGACUGCCUAAAGUGUGUUUUUUGCUUUUAGGAGCUGCACGCGCAUCUCAACGGCUCUGUCAGUUUUGAAACUAUGGAAACGCUUAUAAAGCGAAAGCCGCAUCUGAACGUCAAGCACAGCAUGACGGCAAUCCGCAGCGGACAGCGCCGAACACUGGACCAGUGUUUCCAAGUGUUUAAAGUGAUCCACCAACUGGUUGAUUCAGAGGAGGAUAUCCUAAUGGUUGCCAAAGCAGUCAUUCAAGAGUUUGCAGCUGAUGGUGUAAAAUAUUUGGAGUUGCGAAGCACACCUAGGGAAGUGAAUGAAACAGGUCUCACCAAACAAAGAUAUAUCGAAACUGUGCUUGAAGCCAUCCGGCAGUGUAAACAAGAGGAAGUUGACAUUGAUGUCAGGUUUCUUGUGGCUGUGGACCGUAGACAUGGGCCUGAGGUUGCCAUGGAGACAGUGAAGCUGGCAGAAGACUUCUUGCUUUCUAGUGAUGGGAUGGUAGUUGGACUGGACCUCAGCGGAGACCCAACAGUCGGUCAUGGAAAAGAUUUGCUCUAUGCACUUCAAAAAGCCAAAAACUGUGGUCUGAAGCUUGCAUUACACCUCUCAGAGAUUCCUUCUCAGAGGGAGGAGACUGAGCUGUUGCUGAACUUGCCCCCUGAUAGAAUUGGUCAUGGAACUUUUCUGCAUCCUGAAGUUGGAGGGUCAGAGAGUCUUGUGGACAAAGUUUGCAAACAAAACAUUCCCAUUGAGUUGUGUUUGACCUCUAAUGUUAAGGGUCAAACUGUGCCUUCAUAUGACAAACAUCACUUCCAGUACUGGUAUACACGAGGACAUCCAUGUGUUCUCUGUACAGAUGAUAAGGGCGUGUUCUGUACAGAUUUGUCUCAGGAGUACCAGCUAGCUGCGUCCACCUUUGGGUUGAGCCAGGAGGACGUUUGGACACUCUCGCAGCAGGCCAUUGGUUACACCUUUCUCCCUGAGCCAAUCAAACAGAGGUUGGAGCAGAAAUGGGUGGAAUUCAGGUCACAGAUUCUCCAUUGAGGAUUUGCACCUGCAAAAUGUAAUCACAGCCCUUCCUCAAGAGAGCCUUUUACAAGUGGCUUUUUAAAUCGUCAGGCACCUUUAUCUCUAUUUCAAAUCAUUCAUAUCUGACAAAUGACUAGUGUUUGUGGGCAGUUUAGUCAUGAUAUUGAAAAGGGCAUUCUUAAACUACCUGUGUUGUGUGCAAUAGGGCUCAGACUGUUGAAAUGAAUUUCUACAUUGUUUAAUAUUUAUGUUGGAUUAAUAUUGAAAAUGUAAAAAAAAAUGAAAUUACAUGACAAGAAUGAAUGUGAUCUUCAUAUUCUUAGAGGAUACAGCAAUAUUUGAUCAUUCUUAGAACAAAACACUUUAAAGUGAUGUUUAACAGUCAUUGCUCUUAAAUAAAUGUUCCAGUAUUA
This is a messenger RNA of Xyrauchen texanus (razorback sucker), 1609 nucleotides long. RefSeq names its product adenosine deaminase-like (gene mapda). Bases 252 to 1211 code for a protein of 319 amino acids. Gene Ontology annotation, biological process: adenosine catabolic process; inosine biosynthetic process. Lineage: Eukaryota; Metazoa; Chordata; Actinopteri; Cypriniformes; Catostomidae. The transcript is spliced from 10 exons. Gene Ontology annotation, molecular function: adenosine deaminase activity. The record is from RefSeq and is a predicted model, not a curated record.